Molecule: messenger RNA, 1155 nt
Organism: Diaporthe amygdali
Lineage: Eukaryota; Fungi; Ascomycota; Sordariomycetes; Diaporthales; Diaporthaceae
Exons: 2
Coding region: 1-1155 (384 amino acids)
Source: RefSeq, a predicted model, not a curated record
AUGGGAAACGACGACUUCCUCACCGACGAACAUGUCGCUGAUCUACUGGCAAAGGAAGCCAAGGACUGCUCCUUGAAAUACUCCACAAUGGGGAUGGAAGCCUACACCUCAUCGCCCUCCAGCUCCAGACCGGCCAACAAGGCCAAGCCCAACACACGAUUCUUGCGCAACAUCAUCAAAGGCACCGAACACCACAACAAGACGCUCACAGCAAAGGAGCUCGCAGAUUCGCAAGCGCGGUUAAAAGAGCUUGCUGAUACAGAAGAAGAGAAGCGCCGCAAGUACAAGCCUACUGCCACCGAGAUCCGCGGCCGCCAACUUGGGAACAUUGCAGCCCUGCUACAAGGGCAACCCGCCCAGAAGAGGAAACGUGCCGCCCCGACCGAGGAAGACAUCACAGAUUUACAAAAAGCUCGGGCUGCGGAGGAUGCGCGGCGCCUCGCUGACACCGCGGCGGCUCGAAAACGGAACCGUGGCAAGGAUGGUAGGCGAAGGAGGUCAUUGGAGAGGUAUGACGCGCGCAAGGGCCAGGACGGUAAUGGAAAGGAUCGGGCCAGGCGAGCAAAUACGUCUUCUGGAGAUGAGGAUCGGGGUGUAGACGAUCGGAAGCGGAGGCAUCGUUCUCGGUCUCCUCAGAGCAGCUCAAGAAAGCAUCGCUAUCGAUCACCUUUAAGGAGCAAAGAGAGAGAAAGAAGUGCACGGAGGACGUCCAAUCGACGAGAUGACUCUACGGACCCAGCAGAUAAAUCGUCACGGCGUGCGGACAACGAGGAGGAGGACGCAGACUCAGAUCCACUCGAAGACUUGAUCGGUCCAGCACCUCCCCCGAAGAUGCCUCGAGGUCGCGGUGCGCUCCGCGGGGUCGCAGGCAUGGAUAGCAGAUUCUCCUCCGACUAUGACCCCAAGUCUGACGUACAGAUGGAAACCGAGGACGGCCGCGACGACUGGGAUGACGCCCUGGAAGCUUUGAGGGAUAGGGCCCGUUAUAGGCAGCAGGGUGCGGAUAGGUUGCGCGAAGCCGGCUUUAACGAGGAUCAGAUCAAGAAGUGGGAGAAGGGCGAUGAGAAGAGCAUUGACGAUGUGCAAUGGACAAAAGCGGGCGAGAAGCGGGAGUGGGAUCGCGGCAAAGACGACGACCAGACGAUCGACGAUUGA